CAGAGAGAGUCAGAGUGGAAUAAACUCAGACGGUGAGGACACACAGACCGCAGAAUCACAGCCAUGAAUGCUGUAAAUGCUGUGCAACUGUUCAUUCUGGUUUGGACCUUUACUGCUGUCUGUCAAGCUGAUAAAAAUUUCAAUGUACGCUGUGAUGGUGUGACUGGAUCUGUAGGGAAAGAAGUACAUCUCACCUGCAGAGUCUCAGGUGUGCAAUGCUGCAUUCAAAUGUGUAAGUUUCGAUACCCUAAGAGCUAUAAAGACUCAACAAUCUGUAAAGAAGAGCCUCCUGUGAACUCCUGUGAUCAGAGAAACAGCUUCACAUGCCGCUACACUCCAAAUACAACAAUGACAGAAAAAUUCAGUUUCUUUGUGCAAACAAACUGUGGAACGGAAACAACAGAAUUCACUGUGGACAUAGCAGGGCCCACUACACCUGAAACUGUUACUGGAGCUCCUGGCGAGAAAGCGGAAGUCAAGAUCAUGAACGUAUCAGGACGAUCAGCACCAGACACAGCAGCAGGUCACGAAUCUAAGGUUUCUGUCAUCGCUGCAGUUGUGGGCUGCUUCAUCCUCAUCAUCAUCAUAAUGACAAUCAUUCACAACAAGAAACCAAACUUCACCAAACCUUGUGGAUUCCAGAAGAGGAUGUUUCUGUGCAUCAAACAUGAUGAAGACAACACCACUCCUCCGGAAGAUGUGAUAUAAUAGCACUGACUCAGC
This is a messenger RNA of Sinocyclocheilus anshuiensis, 723 nucleotides long. RefSeq lists its product as uncharacterized. Bases 64 to 708 code for a protein of 214 amino acids. The record is from RefSeq and is a predicted model, not a curated record. NCBI's taxonomy places the organism in Eukaryota, Metazoa, Chordata, Actinopteri, Cypriniformes, Cyprinidae. The transcript has 5 exons.